This is a messenger RNA of Cyphellophora europaea CBS 101466, 498 nucleotides long. Its product is annotated as E3 ubiquitin ligase complex SCF subunit sconC. The record is from RefSeq and is a predicted model, not a curated record. Bases 1 to 498 code for a protein of 165 amino acids. Gene Ontology annotation, cellular component: nucleus; cytoplasm. Gene Ontology annotation, biological process: mitotic cell cycle; SCF-dependent proteasomal ubiquitin-dependent protein catabolic process. The transcript is spliced from 3 exons. NCBI's taxonomy places the organism in Eukaryota, Fungi, Ascomycota, Eurotiomycetes, Chaetothyriales, Cyphellophoraceae. Gene Ontology annotation, molecular function: cullin family protein binding.
AUGGCUGCCGACAAUAGCAAGCUCACUCUCAUGAGCUCUGAUGGCGAGAACGUUGAUGUCGAGCGUGGCGUUGCCGAGCGAUCGGUCCUGAUCAAGAACAUGGUUGGCGACUUGGGCGAGGAUGCCAUCACCGAGCCGAUUCCUAUUCCCAAUGUUAAUGCUGCUGUGCUAAAGAAGGUCAUCGAGUGGUGCACCCAUCACAAGGACGACCCCGAGAAAGCCAACGAGGACGAGUCCGAUUCCCGCAAGAAGUCCACCGAGAUCGAUGAGUGGGACCAGAAGUUCAUGCAGGUCGAUCAAGAGAUGCUGUUCGAGAUCAUCUUGGCUGCCAACUACCUUGACAUCAAGGCUCUCCUUGACGUCGGCUGCAAGACCGUCGCCAACAUGAUCAAGGGCAAGUCUCCCGAGGAGAUCCGGAAGACGUUCAAUAUCCAGAACGACUUCACCCCUGAGGAGGAGGAUCAAAUCCGUCGCGAGAACGAAUGGGCUGAAGAGUGA